AUGCAAAGUCUCCUCUCCACUGCUAGGAAGCGCAUUAAUGCGUGGCUGUUUCUUACAAGGGGACCAUCUAUCAUCCAAGAGGAAUAUAAUAAUUCAAAUGGAAACCCGUUUUGGAUCGAAGCUCCCGAAAAUCGCUAUUUGGUAGUGUCGUCGUGGGACCACAUCAAGGAAAUCGAUGCAGCUUCAGAAGAUGUGUUAUCUCUCCAGGCGGCAGCCAAAGAAAUCUUGCAGCCAAAAUACACUAUGCAGAACUUCAACUGGUUUGAUAAGAAGGGUGUGGAUGGUACGCCACUCAUUAGGACACUUAGAACUCUACUCACGAACCACCUACCCGAUAUCCUGCCUGAUGCUCGGCGGUCUAUGUCCGCUCUGUUUGACGAUAUACUAGAGUCACGCUCAAUGGUAAAUGGAUCAUAUACUUCACCACUGUUCCCAAUGGUAAUUGAGGCUAUUGCGCUCACAAAUGCAACUGCUUUCUUUGGAAGGGACCUAGCUCAUAGCAAAGUAUUUAUGAACGCUGCCAUGAAUUUUAUCGAGCAGACGCUUAUAACAGCGGAAGUCGUACGAGUGCUCCCCAGUGCCAUUGCACCCUUCAUUGGAAACCUGAUUUCAAUGAAACUUGGCGCCGGAAAAAUUAUUUACAAUGCGCUGAUACCUAUUGCGGAGCAUCGCCUGGAGGAAAAAGCGCGAAAAAGUCUUGGACAAGCCGUGCCUGACCAUCAUGAUUGCAUCCAAUGGGUUAUGGAAUGCUCACCCCUAUCAAAACCAUGGUCAGCAGAGCGCAUAGUUCAUGAGUUGAUGGCCCUGUGGUUCGGGUCAGUGCAUAUAACAUCUACGACUGCCUGCUUUGCUCUUCAUCAUCUCUGCAUUCACUCCGAGUAUAUUGAACCCCUACGAAAUGAAAUUGAAAGUAUCGGGUGGACGGAAUUCGAGAAAUCGGGGGGCAAGACUUUCCCUCUGCUUGAUAGCUUCAUGAAGGAAUCUGCCCGAAUGAAUCCAGUUGAGUCAGUGAGCUCUCGCCGCAUGGCCCUGAAGCCAUUUGAGCUAUCUGACGGCUCUAGAGUCGAGCCCGGCGAAUGGAUCUGCACAGCUCCUCGAGGCAUGAUGUCGGAUGCUCGCUACUAUGCAGAUCCGCUAAAAUUUCAAGGUUUUCGCUUCGUUAACCCGGAUUUGCUCGAGAAGAAAUUUUCUGGGACCUCUGGCGACGGAGUUUCACAAGAAGGGCCAUCCAAAUAUACAGACAUUAACGAUUGGCAGCUUUGGGGCACAGGGCGAUCGGCAUGCCCUGGCCGAUUUUAUGCAACGGCUGUCAUGAAAACGCUCCUUGCAUUAUUUAUUACCAAAUACGACAUGCAGCUCGAAAAUCCCAAGGCUGCCCGAUAUUUUGCAUGGCGCACCUUUAUUUAUCCCUACGCAAGCACCAAGGUGGUUCUCCGCCCUCGUUCUGUUGUGUAA
Messenger RNA from Trichoderma virens Gv29-8, 1455 nucleotides. RefSeq lists its product as uncharacterized. The coding region runs from base 1 to 1455 and encodes 484 amino acids. Lineage: Eukaryota; Fungi; Ascomycota; Sordariomycetes; Hypocreales; Hypocreaceae. Gene Ontology annotation, molecular function: monooxygenase activity; iron ion binding; oxidoreductase activity, acting on paired donors, with incorporation or reduction of molecular oxygen. The record is from RefSeq and is a predicted model, not a curated record. The transcript is spliced from 9 exons.